GCUCUCUUUCCUGCUGCCGCUGCCAGGAAGUUGGAGACGGGGUAGUUACUCUCCGCGCUGCUCCGGCCGGCACUGGGUAGGGCUGGGGCGGCUUCCUCUGGCCGUGAGAGACCCUGUCACGGGGAUGUAGCGGGCCGCGGAGCCAUGCGUGGCCCGGCGCUGCCCCGCACCUCGCUGGGGACGGUUAUUCUAAUAUUUGUCUGUGUGUUGACAAAGGAAUCUGUAGAAAUUACUCCACCACCAUAUAGACUGCAAGUCCGUCGGGUAGCUUUGGAUGGAAGAGACCCCUCUAACCCUUUGAGGAGAGAAAAGAAACAGAUGCACUGUCAUCUGGGACAAUACCUACACCCCAGAAAGACCCACUGCUGCAUGAGGUGUCAUGCAGGUACCUACAAGGCAAAAGACUGUGAUGGGCCUGACCAGGCAACUGUCUGUCUUCCAUGUGCCAAUGGCACAUUCACAGCUGUUGAUAACACCAUGUCUAAAUGCUUCCGGUGCACACGCUGCCGUACAGAACUCCAGCAGAUAGUAGAGACCCCCUGCACCCCACAGCAAGAUACUGUAUGUGGCUGUCAGAAGAAUCAGUAUCAGAUUGAUUCAGAGUCUGAAUUCUUUCAGUGUAGGAACUGCAGCUCGUGUGCCAAUGGGAUUAUUGCUAGCUGUGAGUAUGGUUCAAAGAACAAAGAUGCAAUUUGCAGGUGUAAGCCUCAAUUCUUCUUGUCACGUAGUAAUAUUUGCAAGCCUUGCAACAGCUGCACUGGAGAAGACUGCUUACGGUGUCCCAGCCCAGUCUCUACCUCACCAACUUCAUCUGGGCUCAAUGGAAACCUUGUACUUGGCACCCUUGUUGCGAUAUUUGGAUUUAUCUCUGUCCUCUUCGUUGCAUGUAAAGUAGGGAAGCUGGUCCAGAAAAAUAGGGUAGUGUCAUCUUUCUACUCCUGUGUUUCUUUACCACAGACAACCAAGGAGACUGUAUCAGAGGUUGAGGAAAAGAUAAAUGAAAUUUCCACCCUUCUUCCUGAGUCCCAGAAGGAAACAAAAUUGCCAGUAAAUGCAACCCUAUCAUCUGGACCUCUGCCACAGAGUUCACAUGAGUUACCAGACUGUGUCAGACCUGCCAGGAAGACACAACUCCCAGACAACCCUGCUAUUCUGUACACUGUGGUGGAUCAGGUGCCGCCAUCUCGGUGGAAGGAGUUUGUGCGGCGCCUGGGUUUGAGUGACUAUGACUUGGAGCGGAUUGAGCUGGAGCACCGGCGCUUGCGGGACGCCCAGUAUGAGAUGCUCAGACUGUGGAAACUGCAGAUGGGCUGUGCUGCCACUGUGGAGCACAUCAGCUAUGUACUCAACCAGAUGGAGCUCAGUGGCUGCAGUGAUGCUGUUCAAGAAGCUUUGCUAAACCAGAACUCUCCUCAACCUUGCAGCCUCCACAACCAUCUUUAAUCUAUUUCUGCGUUAGCUGCCUUCGACUGUUAAGAUGGGAUCAUAGCUCUCUUUCUUUCCCUGUAUCUCCCCUGCAACACUCAUCAGCUGGUUUUGUUGGUAACAGCAGUAUAUUCUGCUGGAGAAAGGCUGAGGUUUGCUUCAUAACCACCAUGUAGUUCAACACCUUCAAGCCAUGGCAGACUUCUGCAACACCUCCUUUCCCAAGGAGGGAAAGCACCUCGUAAAGGAAGUGGUGUGUGGACUCUGACCAAGAUGCAAAUAGGAGCUCUGAGUGACUUGAUCAUCAAUCAGCUUCUGUGGAAACGUUGUUGCUGGAAUAGAUGCUCCACACAUCAUGUGAUGGGUAAACUUGUAGGGUGCUUUGGUUAAGCUGACCGUUCAGAUAUCAAAGUACUCACUCACUUCUUGCAGAUCUAUUUUUCUGCAAGAUCAACCUGUUGAAAUGGCUCAUAUUGCAGCCUUUUGAUUGCUAAAUCUGACUCAGAGGAAGUGGUGGGAGGAUGUGCCUAUUUCUGGGAUUAGAGGAGGAUUGACCCCUAUUGGUGUCAACCAGUAGCAGCUAGUAGGUAUCGCUGUAGCAAAAGACUCCUGGAGAUGCUGAGCUGCUUCUCUGCCAGAAACAGGAGGACAUUAUUAUCCUUUCUACACCAUGUCCCUCAGGAUCCAGAGGAGUAAGAAUUCCAAGCCAGUCAGAUGAGAGGCUUGGUGCUUUUUUUCUCAAGGUUUUUUUCUGUAUCUAGAAACCAUCUAAAUUAGCAUUAACAAAACACCAGCCUGUGUGUUUGUCCAAGUGCAAGGUGGCAAGGAGUGUGUGCAUCUGCCUGGGUGAGGUGGUACCAAUGCAUGAGCAUAGGUAGCACGAAUACCACUGCAAAUCUGUGCUUGCACAUGGGUUGGUAGGCUUGUGUCUAGCUGCUUAUCUACAUAUGGAUGAUUUGAUGAAUCUAACUGCAAACGGGACUGUGUCUGUGCCUGUAUAGACAUUUUAGCAACUGUUGAAUAACUUCACACUACUUCCUGGACUUUCUCACUGGAAUUACCUUGGGUGAACCAGAUGUAGACAAAAUCAAUCAGCCUGCACCAGGUGCGGGUUUUCCACUUUUAUGUAACAUGGAUUUUUUCAGUCUCUAAUCCCUUGACCAGAGAGAAACUUUUUAUUGUAAAUACACUAAAUGUUCUGAAUUAAAGUGAAUAUUUUAAACUUUGUUCUGGUUUUGCUCAUAUCAGCUUAUUUUCUGUGACUGUGGCUGGGGGCAGAGGAAGGGGAAUAACCUACAGAAGUGUCAAGAGUGGACGGCUUGGUGGUCCUGUGAAUUUUUUUAACAAAUCACCCAAGUUUUACAUACUUAGCUGACCUCACGUUACAAGAAGCUAGCUAGCUGAGAGGCGAAAGUAGGACUGAAAUGAAAUCCAGUCGCAGGUCUUCUCAGAUAUUCAAGAAUACAAAUGCCAGUA
Messenger RNA from Catharus ustulatus (Swainson's thrush), 2901 nucleotides. RefSeq names its product TNF receptor superfamily member 1A (gene TNFRSF1A). Gene Ontology annotation, cellular component: membrane raft; signaling receptor complex; mitochondrion. The record is from RefSeq and is a predicted model, not a curated record. Gene Ontology annotation, molecular function: tumor necrosis factor binding; tumor necrosis factor receptor activity. Gene Ontology annotation, biological process: signal transduction; inflammatory response. The transcript is spliced from 10 exons. NCBI's taxonomy places the organism in Eukaryota, Metazoa, Chordata, Aves, Passeriformes, Turdidae. Bases 145 to 1443 code for a protein of 432 amino acids.